This is a messenger RNA of Paramecium pentaurelia, 1878 nucleotides long. The record is from the annotation of a GenBank genome assembly. Lineage: Eukaryota; Ciliophora; Oligohymenophorea; Peniculida; Parameciidae.
AUGGGAAAUAGGCAAAAAAAUUCAUACUCCUAAGAACAGCAAAAAAAUAAUGAAUAAAUGUAAAUAAAUUCUUAUUUAUAUUUGUAGAUUAAAAGAAGGAUAAAAAAUUGAGGAGGGAAAGAUAAUGUAAGAGAGUAAUACAAUUUAUGAAGAUUAUGUUUGGGAUUGUUAUAAUUCUCGUUUUUUAAAAACUUAAUUCUAUAUUAACAUAACUUCUAAUUAAGAAAUCAAAUAUACAAAUAUUGAAGGAUCAAUUCUUAGAAUGUAAGUUUUAUUCAACUUAAUCAAAGAGAUUAUAUUAAAGACACUUCAAAAAAACCAGAAAUAUUAACUAAAUUAGAGUAGAUUAAAUAUCUUAAUUGGUAAGGAGAAUAUGGAGAGAAUUUAAAGAAAGUAGGUAAGUGGACUGUUACUUGGAAGGGAGAAAUUUUGGAAAACGUUGGUGGAUGGUACUCGGAAAAAGAUAAUGGAUAAAAGGUAGGAUUAUGGAAAGAAUUAAUAAAGAAUUAUUGGAGGUGUGUUUUAAUUUAUAAUUAUUAUAAUUUAGUAAGGCUUAAGUCUAUGAAAUUGGAGAAUACUAAAAUGGUUACAGAAUAGGAUAAUGGAAAUAUAUAUAUAAUAAUCAUUAAAUGUAAGAGUUAUGUUUAACAUAUUUUAUAGUGGGGGUGGAUUUUAUAAUGAAUCAGGUUAAAAAAUUGGAAAAUGGAUUGAUAUAAAUGAUAACUUUUGGGAGUAUAUGAUUAAUUUAUUAUAAAAUAGGCAAAGUUAUAUCACUCUUAGAGGUGAAUAUAAAAAUGGUAUUAAAGUAGGUUUUUGGAAUAUCUAUUAUAAUAAUAAUGUUGGAGAAUAAUAGACCUUAUUAAUGUAAAAUAUUAAUAGUUAAGGCUAUAAUUAUAGUGGAACUGGAUUAUUUGAUGAUCAAGAAAGAGGUACAAAGGUAGGAAAAUGGAUUGAAAUGAGAGAAGGAUCUUGGAGGUAAAUCUUAAUUUCGAAUACUAUUUAUUUAGAAGAAGUUUAAUAAUUCUAAUUGGCAACUAUAAAAAUUAAGAAAAAGUUGGUUUGUGGGAUACUUAUUAGUUUUGGGAUAAAAAUAUUAUCAAAAUGUAAAUUUUAUAAUAUUUAAUAUCUUAUACACAUAAUUAGUGGUGGUGGAAAUUAUGAUGAAAAUGGAGGUAAUAUUAAAGUAGGGAGAUGGAUUGAGUUGAAUGAUGGUUUUAGAAGGUAAAUGAAUAUUAUUAAAUAAUUAACAUUAGUGAUUAUUAAGUGAUAUUUAGAGGUGAAUAUUAUUGUGGUAAUAAAGUUGGUAGUUGGGAUACGCAAUGGAGAUGUGAUUAUAUUUCUCCAUUCUAAUAGAUGUAUGAUAUUUCAUAUUAUAUUUUACAUUUAUAAUUAUAGUGGUGGUGGAUCAUAUGAUGAAAAAGGAUAUGGUGUAAAAAUAGGGAAUUGGAUUGAGUAAAGUGACAAUUUCAGAUCGUAUUUAUAAAAUACUAUUAUUUUAGUGAAGGUUAAGUAAUAACAUUUGAAGGGGAUUAUAGAAAUGGCAAUAAAGUUGGUAGAUGGGAUUAUUAUUGGAGGGAAAAUAAAUUAGAGAAGUAUAUGUAGAUGUAGCAAAUAAAAAUUUAUGUAAAUAGAGGUGGUGGAUCUUAUGAUAAAUAAGGAAAUGGAGAAAAGAUUGGUAAAUGGAUUGAGUUGAGCGAUAAUUUUUUUUAGUAAGUUUAGAUUUUAUUAUUAGAAACUCUAAAAUCACUUACAAGGGAGUAUACAAAAAUAAUAAAAAGGUUGGGAGCUGGAAUGAGAUUAAAAUAGAUGAUAAAAAGAUAAGAUAAUUUAGAAAUAUGUAAAAGCUAUCAAUAAUUUAGGUAUUAAAUUCUAUUAUGA